GUAUUUGUAGAGUUUGUAUUGUACAGUGUGUGUGUCACGUGUUUUCCUUCUGACACUAGAUAAAGCGGAGUGGGCUGUUUUGUCAUCACAGGGAGAAGCCACAGGAAGCCCUGAGAUUUGUGUCGGCGAAAUGAAAAAAAAAACAGCUGCGCUCCCGACUCUUUCCCUUUAAACGCGCAGGGAUGAGACGCUGGCUGUCAGGCUCGGUGCGGUGCUCGUCGGCGGUUUCGGGUCCACGGUGAUGCCUCGGUGGCUCUGAUGGCACAAUAGCGGCGGAGCAUCCGCGUGGAUCGGUUCGGCGGGAGACCACACGUGGACUCCGAGGACGGAGGCUUUCGGCGGAGAUUUCCUUUGUCAUUUGGAGCCGAGAUCCACAUUUGCGCUUCAAGGACGCUCUUUAGCUUUUCUUCCCCGACGAGUGAUUUGUGUGUGUGUGUGUGUGUGUGUGUGUGUGUGUGUGUGUGUGUGCGGGGGGGUAAAAACGACAGAUUGCGAACAGAUUGAAAUCCCGUGUUGCGUCUGCGUCUCCGCAGUGAAAGGACACGCACGGCAUUAUGGCUUAUCAUGGAGUCUUGUAGCAUCGGAGCCGCGUUGCGGUUGUGUUGCGACGCAUGGCGCAGCGCUGCUGGAAAGAUGUGAUCGGUCAGGGCUCCGUGGUUUCUCGCUCCGCUGCCUCCCAACACAGUCGCUCAUGAUGCCCCGGGCUCUGCGGAGACUGGUCCAUUUGGUGCUGUUCUGCCCUCUGUCGAAAGGCCUGCAGAGCCGCCUCCCCGCUAUCAAAGUGAAGUACCUUCUCCUGGCGUGGCUGGGCGUCCUCAUUGCCAGCUGGGUCAUCUACAUGCAGUACGCCUCCUACUCAGAACUCUGCCGAGGGCACGUCUGCCAUAUGGUCAUUUGUGAUCACUAUCGACGGGGGAUCAUAUCAGGCUCGUCCUGCAAAGCACUGUGUGAGCAGAAAACCCUCACCCUGCAGCGCUGCAUGUCCACCUCCUCUACACAUCAGGUGUAUGGUGCACUGUGGAAGGAUAGACCUGUUAUUAUCAAGUGUGGUAUUGAGGAUCCAGUGAAGACUGAUGGGGCUCCAGACUCUGAACUGCGACAGGAGAUGACCUUAUUUGAUAAACCUACUCGAGGAACCUCAAUGGAUGAAUUUAAAGAGAUGCUCCACAGUUUCCUCAAGGCUAAUCUUGGUGAACAGCCAUCUUUGAGCACUUUGGUGGACAGGAUCAUCACUCUGGCUGAUGUCAACGAGGACGGCAAAGUGUCUCUAGCAGAGGCCAAGUCUAUCUGGGCGCUCCUCCAGAUCAACGAGUUCCUCCUGAUGGUGGCGCUGCAGGAGAAGGAGCACACCCCCAAGCUGCUCGGCUUCUGUGGAGACCUGUAUGUGACCGAACGCGUGGGCCACAGCUCCCUCUACAGGCUGCAGGUGCCUCAGCACCUACAGGCUGUGGUUCCCGAGGCCUUAAGCUCCAGCCUGAACCACUGGCUCGCGCCAGCCUGGCCCCGCAGGGCUCGCAUCACCAUCGGCCUGCUGGAGUUUGUGGAGGAGGUCUUCCACGGCUCCUACGGGAGCUUCCUAAUAUGCGACGCCAGCCCGUACCACGUGGGCUACAAUUCCAAGUACGACUGCAAGAUGGCCAACCUGCGCAGCGUGACAUCCGAGGCAGUUGUGCGGGGGUUUCUGAGGGGACGGCGAUGCGAGACCAACGCCGACUGCACGUACGGCAGGGACUGCACGGCCACCUGCGACCGGCUGGUGAAGCAGUGCAACACUGAGGUCGUCCAGCCAAAUCUGGCCAAAGUGUGCGUGCUUUUGCAGGACUUCCUGCUCUUUGGAGCUCCUUCAGACCUCCACGGGGACCUGGAGAAGCAGCUACGCACCUGCGUCACCCUCAGCGGCCUGGCAAGUCAGAUGGAGGUGCAUCACUCGCUAGUCCUGAACAACCUGAAGACGCUACUGUGGAAGAAGAUUUCCAACACUCAGUACUCUUAGAAUGCAGGAUGUAAAAAUCCAACUUGUGAAUAUUGAUCAUAUGAACACAUAUAAGUCUUGUUUAUGACAAUUUGCCAAAUGUUUUAGAGCGUUUGUGCUUUCACUAUACAUUGACUGUGAAUUACAGAAAACUGUGAAUUAAUGACAGCAGCUGAAACAGAGUACAGUAUUAGUCCUAUUUUUGUUUGUGUUGUUUUGAAGUACAUUCAUCAGAAAUAAUAUCCUCAGGGCGUUGCCUUAUCUUUUAUUUGUAAUAUAAACUCUAUAUGUACAUUAGUUUUUAAAAUCAACCACCCAACAAGUGGGAUGAGUUAAACGAUGGAGAAGUUCAGAUUGCAGCAGGAUAUGAACUGUACAUAUUAGCGAUACAUGAAUUGGACUCCUAAUAUAAAAAUGUAUUGAAUGACAGAUAGAGAAUUAGCGGUGAUCUGGUGAUGAUUUGGAAUGCUUCAAACAAAAUGAAUUUGUAAAGGACAAUCAGACACGCUUCUACUUGCAACAAGUUUAUAUUGACAAAUAAACUUACAGGAAGUUGGUUCACACGA
Messenger RNA from Betta splendens (Siamese fighting fish), 2538 nucleotides. RefSeq names its product divergent protein kinase domain 1B (gene dipk1b). The coding region runs from base 692 to 1993 and encodes 433 amino acids. The record is from RefSeq and is a predicted model, not a curated record. NCBI's taxonomy places the organism in Eukaryota, Metazoa, Chordata, Actinopteri, Anabantiformes, Osphronemidae. The transcript has 5 exons.